Oncorhynchus tshawytscha (Chinook salmon) is the source of this 4780-nucleotide messenger RNA. RefSeq names its product KIAA0319 ortholog. Gene Ontology annotation, cellular component: plasma membrane; cytoplasmic vesicle. NCBI's taxonomy places the organism in Eukaryota, Metazoa, Chordata, Actinopteri, Salmoniformes, Salmonidae. The transcript is spliced from 17 exons. Bases 425 to 3304 code for a protein of 959 amino acids. The record is from RefSeq and is a predicted model, not a curated record.
UUCCUCCCCUUGCAUGGAAGGCAAGCCACCGAAGCCAGUCAGGGAUGGUGAGCAGCAUGACAUGAGCAGCUUUUCCCCGAAUAUCAGUGCGCACUAAUUUUGCUCAGCUGCAGAGCAAAUUGCCUCUCGAGACCUACCACCACCCAGUCGGCUGCGCCCAAAAGAGCUACAAAGGAUGUCUACCGGUAACAGCAGCAGGGGAACAGUGGAAAGGGAUGGUGCAGUAGCUGGCGUGAACAAGACUGUAGCAACCCAGCCGAGCUAGGCGUAUUUCGACUGGUGAGCACCGGGAAUUAACACCCUCUCUACAAAAUGCCAGCAUAAUUUGUCUUAUCGACUGGAACAACGACUUUCACUUCUACCGCUAUUUGGAUACAUUGUUGCACCCUUCAUCAUUGGUUUAGAUCAGUCUGUCCAGUGCAUCAUGCAGACAGGAGCUCACCUGCUUUUCUGUCUCAUCCUGCACUAUGUGGAAGCUGCAGAGGUGUCACAGUGCUGGCAGGGUGCGACCUAUUCAGAGGCUGUGGUCUCCCCGGCCCUGAGGAGCAGCAAUAUCUUGCGGGUGCCGGACGUGUCAUCUCUGGCGCAGUGUGCCGGGGCCUGUUGUGAUCUGCCCGGUUGUAACCUGGCCUGGCUGUUUGAGCGUCGCUGCUACAUCCUCAGCUGCCAGCAGAGGGAGAACUGCCAGCCCAGACAGAGACCUGGAGCUGAUUCCUAUAUGGCCUUCCUGCAGAGAGGACCCCCCCAGACCCUGCUGCUCCAGUCUCUGGUCAGGGGGGAGCCCUAUCCCAGUCGCUGGAGGCCCCACCCCUCUGGGGACGUGGAGGCACUGAAGGACCUAGCCCUGUUAGAUGGGCCCCAGACGGAUUUUGGUGACCCAGGUGGGAUGGAUUUGGAAUACCCUGAGAGUGAACUUGGCCCUGAGGAUAACGGUGGGGAUCUUCCAGAUUGGCCUGCAGCAUUGGAAGGGAGGGAUGGUUUCAACCUAUCGGAAAGUGAAGGCAGGUUAGAGGGGCUGGGAUUUGCAACAGAAGGGGCUGAGAGCAGCCUGCCCAGUCCUUCCACUGGGGUGACAGUCAACCAGGGGGCACCCCCCGGCGACCCCACGUCUGGCGAUACACCUGAAAACAAGAAAGAUAGUGAACUACAGAACACAUCCAUGGCCAGCUCAGGGCCAACAUUCACGCCCAAACCACAGAAUGACAGUGUUCACUCCUCCCAACCGAGCCAAAUAAGGACUUUCCAUCCCAAUAAAGCCCCAUCUCAUCUGUCCAGUACUGUACCUCUGACCACAUCCACACAGACAGAGCUAACAUUGCUAAGGGACACAGUGGAGCUGGUAGCCUCCGUCGGCCCAGAGCCCCAAACUGGUACAGUCACAAACACAAGGGUUUUUACAAGCAUGAUUGGAAGUUUAUUUCCUGGAUUAAUUAGAAAGGGCACACAGCAGUCACACAUGGCUGACAGUCCUAAUGGAUGGAAUAUCUCUUACUUUACAGCGGCGAGAAGGAACCAGACCCCCAAAGCCGUCACCCUCCCAGUAACCGAGGUCGUGUCACUUCCUGCCAGCUCAACCAUCAUCAAGGGCAGCCAGAGUACUGAUGAUGGAGUGAUCAUCAGCCAUCACUGGGAGCAGGUUGGAGGUCCAUCCAUAGAGCUUGGAGCUUUCUCGGACACACAGAUUCCCAACCUAUCCAACCUUGCCCCUGGGGAGUACACGUUCAGGUUGACCAUUACAGAUUCUGCCGGGUUGUCAGAAUCCACCACGGCUACAGUGAAGGUUAUUCAGCAAGUGGAGAAUGACCGACUGCCCUACCCCAGCCAUGACACCCUCACUCCCACCUCCAGCCCUGGCCUUGCUGCUACCCUGGCCCACAGACAGGGUGACCCUACUGCAGCCACCUCCUCUGUCACUACCGCUGCCACUCAGAUGACAGAGAACAAAAACACCCCCAUAGCUGAGGUCAAGGAGUCAAACGGAGCCCCUGUGGCUGUAGUGGGUCCUAACAGGCAGCUGACCCUCCCAGUGACCAGCGUUACCCUGGACGGAAGCAGCAGCACUGAUGACCACGCCGUCACUAGCUACCACUGGGACACCAUCAGAGGUCCUCCAGGGUCAAGGACAGAGGGUGUGGACAAGCCCGUAGCCAUAGUAACGGGCCUCAGAGCAGGCCGCUAUACAUUUAGUCUGACUGUGAGUGACCAGGAAGGGCUGACAGACAGUGCCUUUCUCACAGUCAGGGUUCAAGAGGCCAGAAGCCUUCCCCCUGUAGCACAUGCCAGCGGCAGCCAUACCCUCACCUUGCCCAACAACUCCCUGGUGCUCAGAGGCUCAGUGACGGAUGGUGACCCAGCCGAGGUGCACUUCCUCUGGGUCCGGGACAGUCAGAGCCCUGCUGCUGGGGAUGUGCUGUAUGGUUCAGAGCAGCAGGCCUUCCUGUACCUGGCCAACUUGGUGGAGGGGACCUAUGUGUUCCAGCUGCAUGUCACAGACACCCAGGGACGCAGCAGCACCGCCACAGCCACCGUGGAAGUGCGGCCAGACCCUGGUGGUCGUGAGGAGGUAGAGGUGGAGAUGUUGGUGGCGCUGGCCCAGGUGAGUGUGUCACAGAAGGACACAGUGCUCAGACAGUUGGCAGCACUGCUCCACGUCCUGGACAAUGACAUCCACCUCAGGUGCCUAUGGGGACACUCAGAUCUCAGCACAGUGCUGAGGUUCUCAGUGCAGGGUCCUGAGGGGCCAGUCCCUGGUCCUAAACUGGCCAGUGUGCUGCGUGGUCAGCUGCUGAGGGAGAAGACUGACUACCUGCUCUUCAGAGUCCUUCGAGUGGAUACAGUCAUGUGCUUGCUCCGCUGCUCGGGCCAUGGGACGUGUGACCCAAUCACCAAGGAGUGUGUCUGUGACCCCUUUUGGACGGAGAACCUCAUUCGCAGGUUCUUUGGCGACGGAGAGAGCAACUGUGAGUGGCGGGUUCUCUACUUCAUCCUGUCCUUCUUCAUGGUCAUUGUCUUCAUCGUGACAGUCACUUGGGCAUGUGUGUACUGCUGCAAAAGGAGGAGUCGCACUAAGGUCAGGAAGAAAACCAAGUACACUAUACUGGACAACAUGGACGAACAGGAGAAAAUGGAGCUAAGGCCCAAAUACAACAUCAAACACAGGAGCACAGAGCACAACUCCAGCCUCAUGAUGUCCGAGUCAGAGCUGGACAGUGACCAGGACACCAUCUUCAGCCGAGACCGACCGGUCCGGAGCAGAAACCGGACCAAUGCUCAGGCUGCCCGCAACGGGAACACCUUCGGAUGAGUAGGAACACACAGAACUGGGGUGGUUAUCAGACAACAUGAGUGAAACCCACUUUUGGGAUUAUGGCAGGGGUGCACAGCUCGAGUGCCAUAGUGUCUGCUUGUUUUCGGUCUCGUCUUCUAUUCAAAUACUUGUUACAACCAGGUGUGUACUUUCUAUGACAUUCAUUGGACAACUCAGCACCAGGGAGAUGUGAAAAUCCAAGGGCCGUAGAAUACUAUAGUUGGGCAUCCCUGGAUUCUGGGAACUAACAGUAGCAUUGAGUUUACAUGCAUACAGACUGUUUGAAUGAUUCGACACUAAGUAUGAAGGUGCUCUUUGUGAGGAGCACAGUGAGGUUCUGUGGCCUCACAUACUUCUACAGAUAACCAGAUUGGUGAAUGUACAUACAACUAUCCAUUAUGCAUACUAGUCUACCGACUACUACUGACCUUUAACUUUGCCUUGUUAUCCAAUGUUUUUUUACUGUCAUUAUUCUAAGGAAAUGGAGACAAGCCCAACCCUGGUUGUGAGCGUCUGAUGCCUCUCCUGUAAAUUAUUUGACAAAUUGGAUUUGUCAAAAUGGCUUGAGUGCACAUUUGAGGAAAAAGUGUCAUGAUUCUUACAUUUACUACCCAAAGUCCAUCUUGUGAUGCUACUCGUGAAUGAUUUAAUCAGAAUCUAACUCAAUUUCUCUGUGAUCUCUCUCUAUGAGUGUCUUGGACUUUGACACAAUACAACACAGCAUUUUACUGUAUCUGAACUACUGUAUUGAGCUUGCACCCUUGUCCUCCAAACUAGUUGUAUAGUUUUGGUAUCUUUCUCAUUUUAAAGCUUAUUUAUGCUAAAUAAGCAUAAUAGGUCUCAUAAAUGGGCCCGAAGAAACAGAACCAGGCAUUUCAUGGGACAAUCCAUAAAGGUGCCAAACUGCACUAUGCACCAUAAACCUGUGGCUGACAGAGACCCUGUUCUAUCCAAGUACUUGGCAAAGCAUCCUUUCUUCCUUCCCUUGGUAAGAUCUAUUAUCUAACUUGAACAUGGUGGGUGACAUGCUUUCAAUCAGUAAUUCCUUUUGUGUAAUGAUGGAUUUUUUGCCUCCUGAAUUCAGUGUCAGAGAAUGUCUGAUUACAUGAGUAUAGUGCAAAAUAAUGAUUGACAGGACAGUCAGGAGUUUAAGGGUUAAGAAGAGGACUGUUGGAUUUGAUAAGUAACGUUACUAUGCAGGACAGGUAACCAUUGAUGGAAUGGAUGAAAUACUUUAGACAUUAAAGCAACAUAACCAUGUCCAAUGGUUGCUUUACAUUUUUUGUUCUCGUAAGCGACUGGGGAGAUAUUUCCCCAAUAUGGACGGAAACACUAACAGUCAUGGAUUUUUCCCAUUACACCACCCACUUUUUGGUAUUUGCUCUGUUUACUUCACUAAUUACAGCUACCAAUGUUUUUACAGAUAAUAUAUUGCCAGAAAUAAAACAAAUGCAUCAAAUCAAUGAACAGUGU